CCCUAUAUAAGCAAAUAUACCUUGUACUUUCUCUAAACUCUAAAACCCAACUCUCAAAGCAUCUUGUUUUGAGAAUUCUAGUUGGAAAAGUUUAGGUUUUUUUGUUGAAUCGAACCCAGUUUAGUUUAUAUUCAAUGGCGUCCUCGGGACCAAAAGAAUCAGCUGCCAAUAACCCUGGCCUCCAAACUCCCCCUGAAAUCGCCAAAGGCUACUUCAUGCAGCAAAUUUCUUUUUUGGUGUUUAUAAUAUGUAAAUAUUAUGUUUUUCAAUGAAUAUGUGUAAUUAUUUUCUUUUCGUUCUCCUUUGGGUUGCAGUGUUUUCGAAUUAAGGAUCCAAAAAUCAGUCUUGAUUUUUACUCUAGCAUAUUGGGCAUGUCGUUGCUUAAGAGAAUUGAUGUUCCAGACUUGAAGUUUACCUUGUACUUCAUGGGCUAUGAGGAUGUUUCAACAGCUCCAAGCGACCCGAUUGAUAGAACAGCUUGGACCUUUACGAAACCGGCUACCAUAGAACUAAAACACAAAUGGGGUACCGAAAGUGACACCGAGUUCAAAGGAUACCACACUGGGAAUUCAGAACCUUUAGGCCUUGGGCAUCUUGGCAUCAGUGUUGAUGAUACAUUCAAGGCAUGUGAGAAGUUUGCAAGGCAUGGAGUAGAGUUUGUCAAAACACCAGAGGAUGGGUAUGCAUUAAUCAAAGAUCCCGAUGGUUAUUGGAUCGAAAUCUUUGAUUUGGUUAAUAUCAUAAACGUGGUUAAGGGUUUUGCCUGAGUUAGCGCUUCACAAAGUUCAGGUGUUGAUGCCAGGAAACGAGGAUGGCAUAUGUUACAGGUUUCAUUCAUUUCGGUUCAACGGUGUGUAGUCCUAUACAUCAUCUUCUGCUUUC
This is a messenger RNA of Hibiscus syriacus, 882 nucleotides long. Its product is annotated as lactoylglutathione lyase-like. Gene Ontology annotation, molecular function: metal ion binding; lactoylglutathione lyase activity. The coding region runs from base 372 to 767 and encodes 131 amino acids. The record is from RefSeq and is a predicted model, not a curated record. The transcript is spliced from 7 exons. NCBI's taxonomy places the organism in Eukaryota, Viridiplantae, Streptophyta, Magnoliopsida, Malvales, Malvaceae.